CAUCCCCUCUUGCUCUCUUACCAUCUUCCUCCCCGUUUCUCCCCACACCUCGUCUCGCGCUUCAAUAUGGUUGCGUCCAGUGUUCUCGGUUUCCCUCGCAUCGGUGGCAACCGUGAGGUGAAGAAGGCUGUCGAGGCCUACUGGGGCCGCCGCCGAUGUCGCAAGACUAGCUGGACCAGCCUCAAGGAGCGCGGCGUCGACCUCAUCCCGAGCGGUGACUUCUCUCUCUACGACCACGUUCUCGACCACUCGGCUGCGUUCAACGUCAUCCCCAAGCGCUACUCCGGUCACAGCCUUUCCGCCCUCGAUGUCUACUUCGCCAUGGGCCGUGGACGUCAGGCGGACGGUGUUGACGUCCCUGCCUGCGAGAUGAAGAAGUGGUUUGACUCCAACUACCACUUCGUCGUCCCCGAGUUCUCGGAUGAGACGGACUUCAAGCUCAACUUCAACAAGGCCCUUGAGGAGUACAACGAGGCGAAGGCCCUUGGCAUCGUCACGCGCCCCGUCGUCCUCGGGCCUGUCUCCUUCCUCACCCUCGGCAAGGCCGCCAAGGAGGCGAAGCCCGCGGCUGCUCGCGACUUGAAGGCUGCCGGUGUUGAGUCUGUUCAGGUUGACGAGCCUGUGCUCGCUUACUCUGAGCUCGUUCCCGUCUCCCCCAAGAUUGUGCUCGCUACCUACUACGGCCGCCUCGCCUCUAACCUCACCUUCGUGGCGAACUCCCGUUUUGCUGCCCUGAAGCCCACCACUCAAGUUUUGUCCCUUGGUGUCGUCUCCGGCCGUAACAUCUGGAAGGCGGAUCUCGAUGCUGGCAUCGCCUUGGGCCAAAGGCCAUCUCUGUCCUCGGCUCACUGUCAGCAGAAGGACUGGUUCUCCUUUGCUCUCGAGAAGGCGGAGGAAGUCGCCGUGCUCGCUGCUACCUCUCUGGCUCUCAGGACCCAAGGCUCCUCCGCUCUCGCAGCGAACAAGGCCUCCAUUGCCAAGCGUCGCGAGUUCGAGCGCACCUCUGACGAUGCAGUCAGGAAGCGGAUCCGCUCUGCUCGUGCCAAAUUCAACAAGAAGCAGAUCACCGAGGCCGAGUACGAGGAGUUUAUCAAGAAGGAAAUCGAGUACGUUGUCCGCUUCCAGGAGCGCAUCGGCCUCGACCUGCUCGUGCACGGUGAGCCCGAGCGUAACGACAUGGUGCAAUAUUUCGGCGAGCAGUUCCAGGGCUUCGUCUUCACGCAGAACGGCUGGGUUCAGUCGUACGGCUCCCGCUACGUCCGUCCCCCCAUCAUCGUCUCCGACGUCAGCCGCCCUGGUCCCGUUACGGUCAAGUGGAGCAGCUACGCGCAGAGCGUCACUUCGAAGCCGAUGAAGGGUAUGCUUACGGGCCCUGUCACGAUUCUCAACUGGUCCUUCCCUCGUGCCGAUAUCUCCCGUGAGCUCCAGUGCAUGCAGCUCGCACUCGCGCUCCGCGACGAGGUCAUCGACCUCGAGAAGGCCGGCAUCAAGGCCGUCCAGGUCGACGAGCCCGCGCUCCGCGAGGGUCUUCCCCUUCGCAAGGCCGACUGGGAUGAGUACCUCAAGUGGGCGCUGCCGUCGUUCAAGCUGUCCACCGCGGGCGUGACCGACAACCUCCAGACGCACUCGCACUUCUGCUACUCCGACUUCGACGACAUCUUCCCGUCGAUCCAGGCGCUCGACGCGGACGUCAUCUCGAUCGAGGCAUCGAAGAGCGACAUGAAGCUGCUCACGACGUUCAAGCAGUACGGCUACUCGAACCAGAUCGGCCCCGGUGUGUACGACAUCCACUCGCCGCGUGUCCCGGGCGAGCAGGAGAUCAAGGACCGUAUCGCGGCCAUGCUCGAGAUCCUGCCCGAGGACCUGCUCGUCAUCAACCCUGAGACCGAGGCUUCCCUCGUGAACCUCGUCAACGCUGCCCGCUGGGCCCGCCAGACCAACGCGUAAACGCGAUCUGCAUUGCGCUUCAACAGCGCCCGCAUGGUGGCCAUGUAGUGACCGGCGUGCCGCCCUCUCAACGAGGCCGCGCUGUGUUCGUGACCCAGGGUAUCUAAGCUGUAGCGACAAAACUUCGGGCAGGCGGCCUGGAGACACUUCGCCGACGUUGUGUCGGGCGGGUCGGUCUGGACGGACGCGAGGGCCUGCUUGGCGUGGCGAACGGCGGGGAUGCGUAACGAAGGAGUAUUAAGUCGUGUCUAUGUAUGUGUGGUGUGUAGUGGUUGCAUUCGGAUUUCAACAAUCCCGAAUAUAUGCGCUUCAACGGCGUCGUUGUCUAUGCA
Fomitopsis serialis is the source of this 2279-nucleotide messenger RNA. Its product is annotated as cobalamin-independent synthase. Gene Ontology annotation, molecular function: zinc ion binding; 5-methyltetrahydropteroyltriglutamate-homocysteine S-methyltransferase activity. The transcript has 11 exons. NCBI's taxonomy places the organism in Eukaryota, Fungi, Basidiomycota, Agaricomycetes, Polyporales, Fomitopsidaceae. The record is from RefSeq and is a predicted model, not a curated record. The coding region runs from base 67 to 1947 and encodes 626 amino acids.